CUCUCUACCUGCCUCUCCCUCCUCCUCCUCCUCUCUCCUUCCCUCGUCUCCUCGCCUCGUCUCCUCGCUGGUCUGCUCGCUCGUAAACGAUGUGGAUUGCGUGGAGGAGAUGAGGCUCCGAAAUGCGUCCUUCCUCACGCUGCUCCUGUUCGGCCUGUGCGCGCUGGUGUCGCUGUCCUGGUACACGACGUUCAGCGGAUCCAGAGGAGAUGUGGUGGACGUGUACCAGAGGGAGUUCCUGGCCCUCAGAGACCGGCUGCACUCAGCAGAGCAGGAGAACCUCAGGAGGUCCAAAGAACUCAACCUGGUCCUGGAUGAGAUCAAGAAGGCCAUCGCCGAGAAGCAGGCCCUCCGAGACCUCAACAAGACCUGGGCCAGCCUCUCAGAGGAGACCCGUCUGAAGCUGUGGAACGUGAGCAGUAGUAAGAGCGUUCUUCAGCUGCCCUCCAUCUUCCAUCACCUGCCUCACCUGCAGCACCCUGAGAGCCUGCAGCCUGCCGUGCACCUGGGCCAGGGCCGCACUGGGGUGUCCAUAGUGCUAGGCGUCCCCAGUGUGAAGAGGGAGGUCCACUCGUACCUGUCGGACACCCUCACGUCCCUGAUGUCCGAGCUGUCCCCUGCGGAGAAAGAGGAUUGUGUCAUUGUGGUCCUCAUCGCAGAGGCCGAUCAGCAGUACGCUAGCUCUGUGGCAGAAAAUCUCAGGAGCAUAUUCCCCUCAGAGAUCCAGUCCGGGCUGCUGGAGGUGGUGUCCCCCUCGUCUCACUUCUACCCAGACUUCUCCAAACUGAGGGAGUCCUUUGGAGACCCUAAAGAGCGGGUCAGAUGGAGGACCAAACAGAACCUGGACUACUGCUUCCUCAUGAUGUACGCUCAGUCCAAGGGAACCUACUAUGUCCAGUUAGAAGAUGACAUUGUGGCUCGUCCAAACUACUUCACGACGAUGAAAAACUUUGCUCUGCAGCAGCCCUCAGAGGAGUGGAUGAUCCUCGAGUUCUCCCAGCUUGGAUUUAUCGGUAAGAUGUUUAAGUCAGAUGACCUGCCGAUGAUCGUGGAAUUCAUGCUGAUGUUCUACAAAGACAAACCCAUCGACUGGCUCCUGGAUCACAUCAUGUGGGUCAAAGUGUGCAACCCUGAGAAGGACGCCAAACACUGCGACCGGCAGAAGGCCAACCUAAGGAUCCGCUUCAAACCCUCUUUGUUCCAACAUGUGGGAGUUCACUCCUCCCUCGCAGGAAAGAUCCAGAAACUCAAGGACAAGGACUUUGGGAAGCAACAUCUCCACAAAGGCCACAUAAACCCAGCGGCAGAGCUGAGCUCCAGUUUGAAGACCUACCAGCACUUCACUCUGGAGAAGGCCUACCAGGGGGAUGACUUCUUCUGGGCCUUCACACCUGUGGCCGGGGACUUCAUCCGCAUACGCUUCUUCACUCCUGUGCGUGUGGAGAGAUUCUUCUUCCGCAGUGGGAACAUCGAGCACCCUGGAGACAAACUGUUCAACACCACAGUGGAGGUGCUGCCCUUCGAUAAUCUACAGGCCGAAAAGGAGGCUCUGACCGAUGGCAAAGACAAGACACCAAAGUACCAGCGCACAGAGGACGGCUUCUACAAGAUAGCCUGGUUCCACAGUGGGGUGUGUGAGGGGGAGGUGGACCCCUCCUUCGGCCCUCUGGAGGCCAUCAGACUGACCGUCAUCACAGACUCUCCGGUCUGGGUCAUACUUAGCGAGAUUUUCAUUAAAAAAGCCGAAUGAAGGAGCCCUGCCCCUUUCCCCUCUGUUAUGACGGAUACCUCAGAGACUCUCAUAGAGCUCCACCCACUAGUCACUUCGGAUUAUUGCAACCUAGAAUGCAAACUAGGAAGCAACCGAGGAUGCACCCAAGCAACGAAGGAUGCCACCUAAGAGGCAACCAAGGACACAACCAAGGACACAACCAAGGACACAACCAAGGACACAAACCAAGGACACAAACCAAGCACGUAAGGACGCAACCAAGGGAGUAACCUAGGACACAAAUAAGGAAGGAAGGAAAGAUAGAAAUGACCUUUUAAUCAGGGAGAAACUGCAUUGAACCUGUUUGAAUUUGGAGUUAUAGAUGGUCAAAAUUAUUUGGAAAAAAUUGAAUUGAACUCAGUAACCUUUCCAUAUUCCAAAACCUGUUUACAAUCUGUGUAAUGUUUACUAAGUUGUGAACAUAGAGUGUAUAUAUAAACGGGCAUAGCUAACCCGCUAGCCGCUGCGUUCCAGAUAGAAAGUGAGCAUGGGCACACUUUGACUUUGGUUCCAUUUCACUUUCUGUCGAAAAACUGUCGCCCCUCUCUGUGUAACUGCUGCUGUCAGGCUCAUUUUGGUCUUAAAAUGUUCGGCUUCACCCCGUCUACAUGAUACUGCUAUUUAGAUUUCAUUAUUUUGUCUUGUUAAAUCAAGAUAUGAGCACUGAUUACAGACCAAACAGGUGCCUUUUUUCUCCGAGGUCGCUCCCGCUAGCGUUAGCAACAGGUUUGAUUGACAGCGUUGCUACAUUAGCAGUGCGGGCAGGAAGGACUGUUAUCUUCAGCAGCCUCGCUCUGGAUUGGGUUUUUUUUGGUUGCUAUGAUAGACUUUGCUCCAAAUUCUCUCCUACAAUCGCUAGCCUUGAUGAGCUUGAUUUGGUUGAAGCUGAAUACUCUGGAUGACAUCACACUAACUUAGUCCAAUUCUUUAUACAGUCUAUGGUUGUACAUAAAAUGCCCUGCACCUCCCCCUGCUGGCCGUCUCUAGAACAGGAACAUAAAUCACCUUUGCAAAUAUAAGUGUUGCCAACCUCAUGUACCUGAAGUCUGAAGAACUAAGUAUGUAGAUACAGAAAACACUGCACUGGAUAAUUAGAAUAUAUUUAUAGGUAGGGGCGCUGUACAGAGGAGGAAUGAGACAGGUUACUGAGUUCUGGUUUAAUUUUAAAGUCACAGUACGUACGUUUUUAGCCAAAAAAUAGACUGGACUAUAAGCUUUUUCUUUCAUUUUGGUUAGUUUUAUUGCACAGCAAACAUUGAAAAACAUGUGUCCUUACUGAGUGGGCUUGCAUCUCCACAAACAUGGCUAUGAUUUGGUUUGGAGGAGGGCCUGUUUCUGCUUGUUUCCAUGGAAAUGUUUCUUUGGCUGUAAUAUUCCACAGUAUGGUGUACAACUUGUAUAUCUUCAUGGAGUAUUAUUUGAACCUCUUAUUUCCAUGGAGUCGUGCAGGUGAUGUGCCACCUCCAGAAAGUUACAUACUGUUGAAAACGUUCCGAUCCGGAUUUUGACUGAACAAAAACAACGUGCUUUCAAGUGUCUUGCCUUAACAAACGUCCCUGCAACUGAGCAACUUAAAGCUUUCAGAUUCUGUUUAAUCAGCUGUUUUGAGUUCUUGUAAUAGUAGCAGUUCAAAAGGAUUUAUUUGGUGCAGUAAAUCUGAGCGUUCUAUGUGAAACUAAUGGUGACCAAUCUUUCAGCUGUAGUUUUUCCUUAUCGAUGCUUAUUAUAAAUUAAAGUGGGACUAAACACCUAAACUCCACCCACAACGACAUUGCAAAUAGAGCAGUUAAAAUGGGCAAAAAAUGGAGGGGGGGGGGGGGUCUGGACAUAAGAGGUAGAGUGUGACUGGUCUAACAGGUAUCCACACUGCGCCCCUGCUGCCUGGUGUUUCCAGGCUGUAAUCACGGCACUCCUGUGUGAUGUCACAUAGUACUUGAAAUUGCAAUGGCACUCACUAGUUUGCACAAUAAUUGUCAAAAAGGGACUGGGAAUAGUAGACAAUGUGUGUACACAGUUUAGUAGCGAAAAAGUUGAUUUAGUGUUUAGUUCCACUUUAAGUUUAAGAUGGUAAAUAUAUUUCAUAAAGCCUGAAUAAGGGGAACGUGAAAGCUUUAAAUAAACUACAAAUACAAGAAUCCUAUGUGCAUAUUCCAAAACUACAAAUUUCAAACUUAAAUUUGUGACUACACCUCACGAACGCCACGCAUACAAGUCUGAUAGUCCUCUUUUACAAAGCCAUUGCGCUUAACUUCUGCUCCCAGCAUCCUUCACCUUUCCCUUCCUUGACUACAUCUCUCAGAAUCCUGCACCGCGCCCUCUCCUCCUCACACACAAACUACUGAAGUGAACUUUGCCCUUUCUUCUCCUGAGGCCUUUUUCUGCUGUGCUGUCUCACUUUUUGUAAUAAAAUAUUUAAAAAUGAUAAUAAAAAUCAGUGAGAGAAUGAGUGAACAUCUCCUGUAGCGUCCCCUGGAGUCUGUCUGAGCGAGUGUGUUUGUACAGUUUUUAUUUGAAAAGUACUGGAUCGAUGCUGUUUCUGUUUUAGGAUUUCAAUUUGGUCCAACUGUUGUAAUAAAGAAUAUUAUUUAAAUCAA
Molecule: messenger RNA, 4365 nt
Organism: Periophthalmus magnuspinnatus
Lineage: Eukaryota; Metazoa; Chordata; Actinopteri; Gobiiformes; Gobiidae
Gene: mgat4b
Product: alpha-1,3-mannosyl-glycoprotein 4-beta-N-acetylglucosaminyltransferase B
Exons: 15
Coding region: 110-1750 (546 amino acids)
Biological process (GO): protein N-linked glycosylation
Cellular component (GO): Golgi stack; endoplasmic reticulum-Golgi intermediate compartment; endoplasmic reticulum
Molecular function (GO): acetylglucosaminyltransferase activity
Source: RefSeq, a predicted model, not a curated record